This is a messenger RNA of Salvia hispanica, 2139 nucleotides long. Its product is annotated as DELLA protein GAI-like. NCBI's taxonomy places the organism in Eukaryota, Viridiplantae, Streptophyta, Magnoliopsida, Lamiales, Lamiaceae. The record is from RefSeq and is a predicted model, not a curated record.
UACGUUAUCUCAUCAAAUAGUUCCCCUUUCCAUGUUCCUUUCUUGAAGCUCGAGCCACCCCUCACGAGCCCUCCUUUUUCCAUCGCUCCUCUUCGUCUCUCCUAUUUUCCCCCAAUUAAAUUAUUCCAGAAACCGGCUUCUAAAUUUCAUGACUUUCGAGUUUUAACUCACCCACUUGCACUCCUCCAUGUUUCUCUAACCAAUUGCCCACAGCUAAUUUCCUUUUUUCCCAAACUAAAAAAAUAUCCCUCCAAAAAUGAAGCGAGAUCGUGAUCGCGGCAAGGCCGCCGCCUCCGCCUCCGCCAAACCCAGCAUGUGGCCGGAGCCUCAGCCCGACGCCGGCAUGGACGAGCUCUUCGCCGUGCUCGGAUACAAGGUCAAGUCCUCCGACAUGGCUGACGUCGCCGAGAAGCUCGAGCAGCUGGAGAUGGCCAUGGGCACCACCGCCGAUGACGGCGUUUCCGUCCUCGCCGACGACACCGUCCACUACAACCCCUCCGACCUCUCCGGCUGGGUCGACAACAUGCUCACCGAGCUCACCGGCGAAUCGUCUGCAACCAAUUUCGCCGGCGAAGACGAUUUGCGCGCGAUUGCCGGCGGCGCCAUUUUCGACUCGGGGAACGGCUGCAAGAGGAUGAAGGCGGCGGCGGACGUCAGAUCUGAAUUCGGCGAGGAUUCAUCAGCGGUGCAGCCGCGGGCGGUGGUGGUGGACUCGCAGGAGACGGGUGUGCGGCUGGUGCACACGCUCAUGGCGUGCGCGGAGGCGGUGCAGCAGGAGAACAUGAAGCUGGCCGACGCGCUCGUGAAGCACGUGGGGCUACUCGCGGUGUCGCAGAUCGGCGCUAUGCGGAAAGUCGCCACUUACUUCGCGGAGGCUCUGGCGAGAAGGAUUUACAAGAUCUACCCGGAGGAGCCGCUCGAUUCUUCCUUAUCCGAUAUUUUGCAGAUGCAUUUCUACGAAACCGGUCCCUAUCUCAAAUUCGCACAUUUCACCGCGAAUCAGGCGAUUCUGGAGGCUUUCGCCGGCGCGAAUCGUGUUCAUGUGAUCGAUUUCAGCUUGAGGCAGGGGAUGCAGUGGCCGGCGCUGAUGCAGGCGCUGGCUCUGCGGCCCGGGGGCCCGCCGGCGUUCAGGUUGACCGGGAUCGGGCCGCCGCAGCCCGAUAACAGCGAUGCCUUGCAGCAGGUAGGGUGGAAAUUGGCGCAGCUAGCUGAAACGAUAGGCGUGGAGUUCGAAUUCCGUGGAUUCGUGACGAAUUCGCUGGCCGAUCUGGAUGCGGAGAUGCUGGAAAUUAGGGCGGGCGACGAGGAGGAGACGGUGGCGGUGAAUUCCGUUUUCGAGCUGCACCAGCUGCUGGCCCGGCCCGGCGCGGUUGAGAAGGUUCUGAAUUCGAUCAAUGCGAUGCGGCCGAAGAUCGUGACGGUGGUGGAGCAGGAGGCGAACCACAACGGCGGCGCGUUUCUGGACCGGUUCAACGAGUCGCUGCACUACUACUCGACCAUGUUCGACUCGCUGGAGUCAGACGGCGGCGGGGGUCAGGAUCUGAUGAUGACGGAGGUGUACCUGGGGCGGCAGAUAUGCAACGUGGUGGCCUGCGACGGGCCGGAGCGGGUGGAGCGGCACGAGACGCUGGAGCAGUGGCGGGCGAGGAUGGACUCGGCCGGGUUCGACCCGGUCCAACUCGGAUCCAACGCGUUCAAGCAGGCGAGCAUGCUGCUCGCCUACUUCUCCAGCGGAGAGGGCUACAUGGUGGAGGAAAGAGACGGGUGCCUGAUGCUCGGGUGGCACACUCGCCCGCUCAUCGCCACCUCGGCGUGGCGGAUCGCGGCUGCGGAAGACUGAGUUGACUCGGUGAGUGGCGCAGGGUAGGCCACCAAGUGAGAGUGAGCGACUGUGAGAGAGAGACUGACCUGGAAUCUACCCAAAUCCUGGCUUUUUACUUUUUCACUACUAAGUCAACCUCUUUUCUCUUAAACCUUUUUCCCCAAUUUUUUUUUUUUGGUUUGGUACAUUAUUUAAGCUUAUGAUACUCUUUUUAUUUUAUUUUGUACUGUUUCUUUGCUCUAUUUUAAUGUAUGUGUAAAAGAGUGGAAUAACGUAGUGACCUUAUGUGUAAUGUCAUUUAUUUCUUUUGACUUUAA